AACACCGCCUAUCCCUACUGGUAUUAAAAUGCCAAUAAAUCCUCCAGAGAUCUCGCAAGCGACAGCAGCACUUAGUGAUGUAAAAGCGGCUGCGCAGAAGGUGGAUUCUGAAAAUGCACCAAGUGAACUUAGAGAUACGUCUCAAAAAAUACCAAAAACAUCUGUAUCAGCUGUUCCAAGUGGUACUGGUAAGUACAUCCCAGACACAGAGUUGGAACUGGCAAAUCUACGUGCUGAAGUAAUCGAAUUUCGUGAACAAAUUGAUGCUUUAAAAGCUAAACGGGAAGAAGAUAAAAAUAGAAUACAAGAAUUAGAACGUGUUAAAAUUCAGCUGUCACAAGUUGAAGAGAAUCGACGUCGGAUCCGACAACAAGCAGCUGAAUUACAACGUGAAAGUGCUCAAUUAAAAACACAAGUAAUAGAUGGAGAAAAGUCUGGUGUGUUUUGUAGACAGACAAACACUAGUAAUAUAAAUGAUUCUGUAUUCCUUAGUCCAUCGAAUAACAACAGUAUGAACAAUAUUCGCCGUGGUAUCGAUGAUGCUAACAAUAAAACAACUGGAACAAUGAAUAGAACUCCGAAUAGAGAUAUGGGUGGAUUGAAGCCGCCAUCAUUAAAUGCUGGAAUGGAUUCUGGCAAUAAUAUGCUUACAGACAAACCAGUAGGUAGUAGCAUUGGCAGACAUAAUUCAAUGCGAUCGUUGGCUGCAUCUAAUCGACCAACAAGUCUGUCAAGAACAGCAAGUGUAAGUUGACCAACUCUCAUUUCAUGUCCUUUUCGCUUUCCACUCCCCACAAUCUGCUUAGUUAUUAUUUUUAUUUCCCUCCAAAGUUUAAGGAUUUCGUUUACUAUAAAUGCACACAGUGAUUUUAAUGAGGGAAGGUCAAAAAGGCCAUAGCUUUCGUCAGUGUCCGCGACUAUGAAUCUGUAACCGGAUAAGACUUGGUAAGGGACCUUUUUGUUAGUGAGACUCACCGUAUUUAUACGUUUUUAGCUAUAUUUAUGGUCGACUAGAUCAACGAAUAAUAAACUAUUCUGAUUGGUUGUUAGUUUUCUGAAGGUCAAACUUUUGGGACGUGAAGUUGUCUACUGACAGUAGGUUGUUCUGAUUAGUUGUUGAUUUUUUGGGGGUUAAAUCUUGAGGUUGUUUUCUGACCACAACGUAGGCG
Messenger RNA from Trichobilharzia szidati, 1169 nucleotides. The record is from the annotation of a GenBank genome assembly. NCBI's taxonomy places the organism in Eukaryota, Metazoa, Platyhelminthes, Trematoda, Strigeidida, Schistosomatidae.